Messenger RNA from Hippocampus comes (tiger tail seahorse), 541 nucleotides. Its product is annotated as classical arabinogalactan protein 4-like. The coding region runs from base 62 to 541 and encodes 159 amino acids. The transcript is spliced from 2 exons. NCBI's taxonomy places the organism in Eukaryota, Metazoa, Chordata, Actinopteri, Syngnathiformes, Syngnathidae. The record is from RefSeq and is a predicted model, not a curated record.
CACUGUCCAUUCUGCCAGCCUGCAUGGUUUAAACCCACAUACUACUGCAUGGUAAAGGACCAUGUGGAGGGCCAUUUUAACCGAGCAGUAUCACAUGAAAGAAAAGCACCCUGCUUUGAUGGUCUCUGCUGCUGCUGCUAAGGCGCCUGCAUCCCCACGACCCACCGCUGUCUCACCUUUUGCUGCCCCACCCACCGCUGCCCAUCCCUUUGCUUCCCCAUCCUCUGCUGGACCUUCUACCGCUGGACCUUUUACUACUGGACCUUCUACUGCCGGACCUUCUACCGCUGGACCUUCUACCGCUGGACCUUUUACUGCUGAACCUUCUACUGCUACGCCACCUGCUGAUGCCCCACCGUUGCUGAUGCACCACCGUCUGUGCUGCCUGAUGUGGCUGCAUCAUCCAUUGCCCCAUCUGUUGCCCCACUCUCCACUGCACCUCUUGCUACUGCGCCAUGGGCUGCUGCAUCCUCUGUGCUGCCUUCUGCCCCACACAGUGCCUCGCCACCUACAAUGCCCAUACCGCAAGGUGGACAGAUGA